UUCAGCUUAGUCGUCGAUGUCCAGUCGUUCCGGUUAACAGCGGUGUUUCGAUGAAAGUGUUUUAUUUUAUUUGAAAAAUAUCAGAUAUAUACCCGUGCACUGUCCUUUCUGAAAAAAGGAGAAAGAGCGAUGUCGAAAGUAGAGGAAUCAGAUCUCACAGCCGGCGGAGACGCGCCCCCAGUUGAAGCGAUAAAGCCCGAUUGCGCUGACAAUACAGUCGCAAUUAUCGCGGUGAAAAGCACCGAUGUAACGCCGGAAGAUGCAGCCGCAUCCGCGGGAGAAGUUGCAAAAGAGGUAUUAAACGCGCAGGCUGAAACCGAGCGUUCGACAGAAGCAACAAACGACGCGAACAUACCUGUCGGAGAAGAAGUCGCCAAUCCAGAUCUACCCAUUGCAGAGACUAUUAAUAUAGUCACAGAGAUCAUUCGUGCGCCUGCGGAGGACGUGGAUGUGAUGCCAGCCGAGGCGCAAGAGACUUCCACUGAAGAAUCUAUCAGUUCUGCGAUCGUUCUUCAAAGCGAAGAGACGUCACCGUCAAAAUCUGCUAAUGAAGAAAAGGCCGAUACGUCAAAGCAGAAUGCAAAGGGUAACAAUGCGGCGUGCAUAUCCAAAUUGGAGGCGGAAGUGCGGGUGAGAAAAUCCUCCGAGAACGCGGACUGUCCUGAAAGAACCGAAUCACCUCAGCUUGAUAAUGAAGUUGAAUCUCCAAAAAGAACAAUGGAGUGCGACAGUUACCGGAAGAAGUUGGAAGACACGGAGACGAAGCUGGCCGCCUUGCAAACAUCCUACGACGCGAUAAUAAAUCACGGCGGCGACGAGGAUAUUCCUCUGCAACAAUCGGUGGAACAAUUACGCGGACAGCUGGUACAGACGGCACUGAUGUACGAGGAACGUAAUCGCGUGGUCGCGAAUCAGGAGAACCAGAUCAACGCCCUGAACAAUCAGGUGACCUCGUUGAAGGAGGUGGUAUCGAUCACGCGGGAUCUAUUGCAGAUCCGUAACAUGGAGGUGAAACAGCUGCAAGCUGAAGUUGAUAAUAUGGAAAAGAAGAUUUCCGAGGAACGCGAUCGACAUAACACGAUGAUUAGCAAGAUGGACGCGGCGAUGCGGCUCAACGCCGAUCUUAAGAAAGAAUAUGAAACCCAGUUAUCUCUAUUUCAAAGUCUUCGUGAGAAAUACGGCGAGAAAAUCACUCUAUUGACCAAGGAGAAGCAAGCCCUCGAAACGGCCGCCUCUGCACCUGAAUGAAGAUAACUUUCGCAUGCCCUUAAUAUCAUUAAUAGAUGUAUUUGGCGAAUUCUUUUUUAUUUGUCUAUUAUUCAAUGUGCAUUAAUAAAAACUAUAUUUUCUUCGUUGUCAUAUUUGGGUUUUAUUCCAGUAAUGUAAUCAUAAUCAAUUUCGCCAGUAUUCCAAGAACCAAUACUUAAAAAAAAAAAAAAAACGCUAGAUUUGCCAUUCUGGCAAUUUGUGCGAUGGAUGCACGAUAUUGGAAAUGCUACAUCAACACGCAAAACGUAGACCGCACACAAAGUCGUACACUGCUGAAUAUUUACAAUCGUCCUAACUAAAUAACGGUCUAGGGACAAAUUGAAAUAAAAAUUAAAGUUGACGAAAUUAACUCGUAAAAUUAAUUUUCAAGAAUUAAAAUUUCAAAGCUAAACUAUUAGAGCAACAAUUUUCUGUUUUUCGAUAUUAUACUUAAUUCCCAGUCUUAAUUACACUUCUGUGGAGGACAAAUUCGAAAUUAAAAGUAUAAAUAAGAUCGAGCAAAAAAAAAGGUAGUCUAUCUACUUCGACCAUUUCAUUCAUUUUCUGUUAAAUAAAUAAAUAUUUACAAUUACCGUAUAUAUCGUAUGCUUUACGUCACUGUCGAGUCAAAAGGGUAAAUGGCACUACGCAAUAUGUUGCAGAUGAUACGGAGAAAUGAUUUAGCAACGAAAUAAAUGUAAUAAAACGGCGUUAUCGAUUAAUAACAGUGAAAAAAAAUCUUAUCACCGACGUUAUAAAAAGCAGCUCGAAGAACUUACUCCUCAUAAUUUGUGUCUAAAGUGACCAUCGACGAGUGAAGUCACGAAAUAAGAAAGUAUUAUCGCUGGAAGAAAACAGAAAUAGAAAGAAAGAUGAAGACGUUGACAAUAUGCUUACUUAUGUUUUGCAUUGUGGCAGUAUCCUCGAAACCGUGGAUAUGUGGAUAUCAUCCGCUAUCAAGGGGGUAUAUAAGGUGUAUUCAUUCAAACCAACCGCGCUGGGACCGGAUUGACAUAACGAAUGAUAGCCAAGGCGAAGUAAAAAAAGAAGUAGAAGAAGAAGUCAAAGAUUAUAUCAUGCCACCGGAAAUUGAACUUACACCAAUACACAAAUUAACGGAUAACCGUGAUAGAAUCCCGAUAGUAAUCCCGAUACAAAGACGCGUGUUGUAUUCUAGUCGUACUGCUAACGAGGGGAGCGAAGAGAUUAAAGAAACCAAGGACAGCAUGGUAGUUUUGUGAUAGUUACUGGAAAACAAAUUCUCAUCUACAGGUUGAGAGGUAUCAGCACGUUGUACUUUAGCAUACUUUAGUUAGAAAAAUAUAAUAUAUGUACUUUAUUGACAUAAAGCUAAAUCAACCAGUUUGUGAGAAAAAAUAAAUAUUUUAACUUGGAUGAC
Molecule: messenger RNA, 2647 nt
Organism: Temnothorax curvispinosus
Lineage: Eukaryota; Metazoa; Arthropoda; Insecta; Hymenoptera; Formicidae
Product: golgin-84-like
Exons: 9
Coding region: 130-1248 (372 amino acids)
Source: RefSeq, a predicted model, not a curated record